Trichobilharzia szidati is the source of this 7385-nucleotide messenger RNA. Lineage: Eukaryota; Metazoa; Platyhelminthes; Trematoda; Strigeidida; Schistosomatidae. The record is from the annotation of a GenBank genome assembly.
AUGACGAAAUCUAGCGAUGAUAAAAAAGCGUCAAAUCAGUUAAGUGAAACUGAGCAGAAUUUUCUGCGUGCAGCUCGAGCUGGAGACUUGGCUAGAGUCGUAGAACUUUUAAAUGCCGGUGUACAUAUCAAUCUUUCAAAUGCCAUUGGACUUACUGCACUUCAUUUAGCCUCAAAAGAGGGCUAUGUCCGCGUCGUAGAUGAGUUACUUCAGCGUGGAGCAGAUUUCGAUGCCCCUACAAAAAAAGGGAAUACUGCACUUCAUAUUGCCAGUUUGGCUGGUCAUUUUGAAGUAGUCAAAUUACUUUUAGAUGCGGGUGCCAACUUAAACCGUCAGUCAGUUAUUGGAUUCACUCCGUUAUACAUGGCGGCUCAAGAAAAUCAUCUUGAUGUUGUUGACCUCCUUCUUCAACGUGGCGCUAAUCAGGCGUUAACUACGGAGGAUGGUUUUACUCCUCUAGCAGUGGCUUUACAACAAGGUCAUGAUCGUGUUGUUGCACAUCUUUUAGAAAGAGAUUCCCGUAGUCGUGGUGGUAUGCCUGCCCUGCAUAUUGCAGCCAGAAAAGAUGAUGCAAAUGCUGUCAGUCUUCUGUUAAAUAAUGCAGAAGUCAAUGUCAACCAUCAGUCUCAACCUGGAUUCACUCCUCUGCAUAUUGCUGCACACUAUGGUAAUGUGACUGUGGCACGUCUGCUAAUCGAUCGUGGAGCAGAUGUAAAUUUUCAAGCUAAGAAUAAUAUCACGCCUCUACAUGUUGCUGCAAAAUGGGGUCGUGGUGGAAUGGUUCAGCUACUGUUAAGUGCAAACGCCCUGGUUGAUUGUCGUACACGUGAUGGUUUAACGCCACUGCAUUGCGCUGCAAGGUCAGGUCAUGGAGAACUAGCUUCAUUGUUAGUUAGUGCUGGUGCGAAUCCAUCGGCUAAAACAAGGAGUGGGUUAACACCUUUGCAUAUGGCUGCUCAAGGAAAUAAUGAAGAGGUUGCCCGAGUGCUUAUCCUUUGUGGAGCAAGUGUAGCCGAUAGAACUGGAGAUUCUUUAACUCCGUUACAUGUAGCUGCUCAUUGUGGAAAUGCAGAAGUUGCACGUGUACUAUUAGAUAAUGGAUGUGAUGUAAAUGCUCGUGCUUUAAAUGGCUUUACUCCGCUCCAUAUUGCCUGCAAAAAACAAAAAAUUCGUGUUAUAGAACUGCUUCUACAAUACGGGGCUCAGAUUAAUAUGACGACAGAAUCUGGUUUAUCAGCAUUACAUGUGGCAGCAUUUAUCGGUGGACCAGAGAUUGUCCAACUGUUAAUACAAAAUGGUGCAUUAGUUAAUCAGGCUACAAUGCGAUGUGAAACAGCACUACACUUGGCUGUACGUAAUCGACAAGUUGAUGUCGCUGAAACACUUAUUUAUCAUGGAGCGUCUGUAAAUGCCAAGGCUAGAGAUGAACAAACUCCUUUACAUGUGGCAUGUCUAACCGGGACGCCUGAAUUAAUCUCUGUCCUGUUAUCUUGCAAGGCUAAUCCUAACCUGCCAGCUCGGGAUGGUUAUACAGCACUGCAUAUCGCUGCAAAAGAAGGUCGCCAUGAUAUUUUGGGACAACUUUUGGAAGCUGGUGCUGAUAUAAAUGCUCGUACAAAGAAGGGUUUUACAGCCUUGCAUUUAGCUGCUAAGCGAGGUCAAGCUAAAGUGGCUAAGCAGUUGAUUUACGCUCAACCCAAAAGUGUCAACGCCACUGGUCAGAAUGAUUUGACCCCAUUGCAUAUAGCGACACAUUAUAAUCGUCUACCUGUUGUACAAUUAUUGCUUGAUAGUGAUGCACAAGUUGACUGUCGAGCUGGCAACGGUUAUACAGCAUUACAUAUGGCAGCCAAACAAAAUCACCUAGAUAUCGCCACACUUUUACUGGCUCAUGAAUCUGAUCAUGUACAAAUCGCCAAUGCAUUCUCACGCAGUGGUUUUACACCGUUACAUUUAGCUGCACAAGAAGGUCAUACUGAUAUGGUCUCUUUGUUAUUACAGCAUGGAGCUGAUCCAAAUCACCAAUCUAAGAAUGGUCUUGCACCAUUACAUUUGGCAGCACAAGAAGAUCACGUUUCAGUGGCACAAAUUCUAAUAUCAGCUGGUGCACAGAUCAGUCCGUUGACAAGAGCUGGUUAUAGUCCAUUGCACACUGCAUGUCACUUUGGACAAAUUAAUAUGGUGCGGUAUUUAUUAGAUUUACCCAAUGCACCUGAUAUUAAUCAACGCACUCAAAUGGGUUUCACACCAUUGCAUUUAGCUGCACAACAGUGUCAUUCACAAGUGGUUCGUCUUCUCUUAGAAAUGGGUGCUGACAGUAACAUUAGAAAUCAGCAAGGCUUAACACCAGCGCACAUAGCACGUAAACAGCACUAUGUUACAAUAUUCGAUAUAUUGAAAACUGUGACUACAACUGUUGUCAGCUGGGAAGAGGAACGCGAAGAGUUCGAUCAGACUUUGAUGCUGGAACAUCCAGAUUUUAUGCGUGAACAUCCAUUUACUGAAUUCGACGAAGAUGGUGUUGCACCCUCACCGGCUAUUUCGCACAAAUUGCCUAAUAAAAAAACAAAAACUAGUGAGGAUAAUUUGGCUUCAUCCGAUAUGUCUGAUCAAAAAAAUCUUGCUAGCCCUUUCACUACAGCAUUCGACAAUACUAUGAUAACUGAAACUGAGAAUGAUGAUAUUUGGGGACAGUUGGAGUAUAUGCAUACCACGUUGAGUCCUCAAGGUACACUUUCUGAACGAAUAACCAGCCAGAAGGGUGAUGAGAAUACAAGUGAAUUCAUCGCUGCACAGACUAGCUCUAUUCUGGAAACAGUUUCUCCAAAAUCUGUACAUAAUAUUGAAGCUCAAAUGUUUGGAGAAAGUGCACAAGCUGGCGGAGAUUGGGACUUGGAAUCCGAGAAUACCACAGUAGUUAAAAGACCAGUUAAUACAGGAUUUUUAGUUUCAUUCAUUGUGGAUGCACGUGGUGGUUUAAUUCAAGCUCGACGUUAUCCUGAUCUGAAAAUAUUCAUCCCACCGAAUGUUGUCAAUGGUCCAGUACGUAUUGUCUGUCGUCUUGUUCAUCCUGAGCGUAUAAAUUCACCGCCUAUCAUGAAUGAUGGUGAUGGUUUAGCUUGCCGUUUAAUUGAAAUUGGACCGACUGGCAUACGUUUUGCUUCACCUAUUCUCCUAGAAGUACCUCAUUAUGCUUUCUUAACCGGCAAAAAUCGUGAAAUUGUUAUUCUGCGUUCAGAUAAUGGUGAAACAUGGAAAGAGCAUCCAUUAGACGCAACAGACCAAGCUGUUCAAGAUACGUUAGACGGUCAUUUCGAUUAUGCUGGGUCGUUUGAAGAGUUACGCGAAAAAUCAAUCCAUCGAAUAUUAACAUAUGAUCUACCACAGUAUUUUGCACUUGUAACACGUGUUAAACAAGAAUUAAUUCUUAUUGGUCCAGAGGGUGGUACAUUAACAUCUAGUGUAGUACCUGAAGUACAUGUUCGUUUUCCUCAAGGUGCUUUACAAAAACGUAUACGUGUUGGCCUUCAAGUGCAUCCAGUUGAUCAUGAACUUGUUGUACGUAUGCUUGGUCCACGUGUUUCUGUAUCACCUAUUGUAACAAUUGAACCACGACGACGUAAAUUUCAUAAACCAAUUACUUUGACUAUACCAUUACCAAAAACAGCUAUUUCAUCGUCAAGUGGUAGUAUGAAAUCUCGUUCAACAGUUGAUUCGCCUAGUCUUCGUUUAUUAUGCUCAAUUACUGGCGGUACAUCACCAGCUGUUUGGGAAGAUAUUACUGGCAGUUCUCCAUUAUCUGCACAUGAUACUGCAGUUUCAUUCACUUCUACUGUAUCUGCAAGAUUGUGGCUCGUUGAUUGUCCUAAUAUAACUGAAGUUGUUGAAUUGGCCAGUCGUGUCUAUCAUGAAUCGUUAGCAGUGCCUUAUAUUGGACAGUUUGUAGUGUAUGCGCGUAGAUUCCAUUCUGAAGAAGCUCAACUACGUUGUUUAUGUCUUACUGAUGAUUCUGCAGAAAAAACACUUGAAUUACAAGAAGGAUUUCAACGCAUAGCUACAGGACCAUGUAUUGAGGUUCUUGAUGAUCAUCCGCAUUGGAUUGAAACAGCUGGAAAUUUAGUUCCAGUCGCUAAAACUGAAGAACAAUUACAAUUGGGAAUGCAUGCAUUCCGUGAGAAUCGGUUAAAUAUGAUUGUACGUGUCAAAGAUACCUCCCAACCAGCUGUUGGAAAAUUAGCGUUUAUGCGCCAUCCUCGAGCUGUUCUACAGUCUGCCGGAUCACCUAUAAAACCAGCGACAGUUCUAGAAGCUCAAUUACCAGAUGAAUUGAGUGAAUAUCCACCAGGUGCUGUUUUAAAAACCACUGAUAUUGAUGACAUUCCAUCAUAUAUUCCUGAGUAUAACGGGCAGACUGGCUAUCAGGGUACCACUUAUACUCAGUCUGUUCCACAAGUAUGGACUACUAAACAAGAUCAAUACAGUGAACCAAUUGGUAAAUCAGAACUCGAUUUACGACAAGUUGCUUAUUGUCUGAAAUCUGAUUGGAAAAUUCUAGCUCAAUGCUUAGGCUUAUCUGAUGAAGAUGUCUAUAACAUCACUUCAUUGCCUAAUCGACCGGAUGAAGAGUACGCUUAUGCUAGUCUUCUAUUAUGGCAAGAACGUACUGGUAAUAAUCCAUUUUCGGGCACACAACUCUCUGAAGCAUUACAGGCUAUUGGACGUAGAGAUGUAUUAGAACAGUGUAUGACUAAUGUAUCACCUGUUAUUUCGAAAGAUGAACGCGCAACAGCUUUACGUUCAUUGAAUGGUAUUGCUUCUAUGUCCCCGAACUUAAGCAUGCAUCGUGAACAACGUUCUCAUUCUAAGCAAGGAGAUGGUUUAAGUGAAUCCAUUGAUACAGGAUACGGUACACAGUCUGGUUCAACUAAUCUAGUAACUACAACAACAUCGGCACCGGCAACAACACCUGUAAUCACUAAACCAAUAUCACCAACAGGCGAUACACUAUCCACUUCGGACAAUUUGAAUAAUUCUAAUUUACAUGAAGUUGAACAAGAAAUAAUACAACCGGUUACAGUAAAAACUGGUCGUGUCUUCUAUUCUGAAAAAAUAUUGGAACCAGUAGAGAAUAAGUCUGAGUCUCAUGAUCGGCAAGAGGAGAAGUAUGAAGUUUUAAAGAAAGUUGAAAGUGUACUCUCAGACAGUCCAAGUUCAUCAGUACUUGAAGAAGAUAAAACUUCUGUGUAUACUGGACCUGCAGUUGAUGAAGAAGUGGUCGUUCCCAUGCGGAAUACGCGUGCUGCAAGUCAUCUUGACGAAUCAGGGAAACAGGAAUUUGAUACAUCGCGACCAUAUCCUCAUGUGUCUGGCCACAUGGAAUCAUCUCAGUCAUCUGAUACAGAAACAGUCAUCACUAAUGAGAAGUACAGACCGUUAUUAAGUGAAACAAUCACUAAUAAAAGUGCCGAAGUUGAUGUGAAUGUUUUACCUUCACAUAGUAGUGGUGGUACUUUACAGGAAGAUAAAACAAGUGAACUGGUUUGUAAAACACUAAAAGAUGGUACACCGUAUGAACAGAAGAUUUUUGCACGUCAUCAUCCGAGAUGUGGAGAACUUGAAGCUACAUGGGGUAGAGGUGCAGAUCGUGAUAUCCCAUUGCAUGACACUGAUAAAAUGCAUGCUGAUGAGGGAGAUAGAGAAGUGUGUAAAACACCAUUCAGUAAUUCACCAUGUGAACAAGAAAUCUGUGCACAACACCAUCCAAGAUGCGGUGAACUUGAGGCUACUUGGGGUAGAGGAGCAGAUCGUGAUGUACCACGAGGUACCAGUCCAGGUGGAAUUGAUAAAAAGCUUGAAGAAAUCCCUACAUCUACAGUAGCCACAUCAUCUGAACAAUUAGUGCAUACAAUGCAUCAUCAAGCAGUUGAUCAAACUGGAAUCACUUCGAGUAAACUCGAUAAUUCAAGUACCAUAUCUACUCAGGAAAAAACAAUACAACCGACAACUUCGUCAACUUCAGUUAUCUCCGAACACCAAAAACCAAAUGAAGGUGAUGAAAUAAAAGAGAAAUUGUGCUCUAUCACCACAGUUGUAUCAUAGUAUUCAUGCAUUGUGGACUACUUGAAUAUUCAUUUACUGAGCAUAGUUUGCUUUUGGUAGUAGUUAGCCUUGUUUUUUCUGACGAGUUGCUUGAUCUGAGCCAUUUUAUCAUAUCCAGUUUAAUUAAUACAUAUUUCAAAUGCUAUGUCUUGCUGUGGCUACGCAAAAUAGCGCUCACUGAUCAUAAUACUAAAAAGAAGGAUCUGUGCUAUACUCUUGUAUAAUAUACUGUUCAUUGAUUUAAUGAACACUUUUACUACAGUAUGUCCCCUUAAUAGUUUGGCAAUAUUACAUAGUAAUGUCAGUUACUCGUAGCUUGUUCGUAGUUGCCAGUUCACUAGUAGUAGUAGUAAUAGAGUACUUAGUAGCUUAACAUUUUCAGGCAUGACUUUUUUUGUAUGCUGAGUGAAUCAAUGAAUAGAUUUCUUUCUUUUAUGUGUAUACUGAAUAAGUUUUACAUAUUUUGACAGUUUCAUUAUUUAUGACCACAGAAACAUACCUGGAGAUGUAGAAUUUAUUACCAUAAGCAGUCAACUAUCUGAUUUAAAUUGAGUUAACCACAAGGAAUUUCUCAUGUACUAGGCUAUAUUAGUCAUGAGUAUUGUGUGAGACAGCUGUUUACCCAAGUUGAAGUUCUUACAGGGGGAUUCGAACCUGGAACGCAUCGGCUAAAAGUUAGGUGUUCAAGUUAGUGAGCCACAUCUACACUGUCAAAUGUGCUAACACUGAAUUCCGCGGAUUUACUGUAACCGAAAUGACGGCGAACCGCGUCGUUUCAACUAGCUGGCACACGGCACAGAUGAGAAUGUCAAAACCAGAAUCAGAAACGCAACACAGACGUUCACUACUCUGAAAUCAGUUUAGAAGUCUAUUGCACUCAGCAGCAUGAAGAACAAGAUUCGGAUUUUCAACACCAAUGUUAAGUCAGUCAGUUCUUCCAUAUGCUGCAAAAACUUGGCUUAUGUCUCUCGGGAAGCAUUACCAACAGCCAGUUUCAGACUUUAUCAACAGAUGCCUUCCCUGGCUUCAUGCUGACGAUUAAAUGCCUGCCGGAAAGAAUUAGGAAGAAGAACCUCUGGGAACAAACUAAUCAAGGAAGCUAUCGCUCAACAAAUACGCCGAAGAAAAUGGAGAUGAUGGAUUAGUCACAAGCUGAGCGUGACACUGCAGACCUUACCUUCGCUCGAUUGUUCCCCUGAAUGGGAGACUACGAGUUGGGCGUUGACCCGAGAGUGAUAUAGAGGAGGAGACGAGAGAUUAUAAGUCAAUCGUUGGGCCAUUUUAGG